CUAAAAACGAAAAAUUUUCUUUAAGAUUAUUGCACAAGACAAUAUAUAAUAUGUUUCCGGGUGAUAAAAAGAAUAUAAACCCUAAUUUAAGUUACAAUAAACAUAAUCAAUACAUGAAUGUGGGAAAUUCACCAGUUUUUCUACCCACAUCUGGUCCUGGUCCUGACAUCUGCAAUUACCUAAAUAGUGGGUUGAGGAUGCCACUAAACAUGCAAGGUGACAUUGACUGGGCAAAGCUUGCACAACAGUGGAUACAUAUGAGAGAUUUGAAUCCAUCAGGCGUUUUGCCAAUAGCUAAUUGUAAUAUCAAUAUGCCCAUGGCCCCUCCUCCGCCUAUUAUCGGCAAUGUGCCAGAGUACCGCCAUCAAAGCCACUUACUGGAGCUACAUCAACACCAACUCUCCAAAGCUCAACCGCGCUAUGAAGAACAGGGUGAAGCAGAAAUGGACAUGGAUGAAGAUGAAAAUGGUGGACGUGUAGGGGUUAUAUCUGAGAGUCAGACGCCAGAUUCCCUGAUUUCUAAACAGCCAUGGACGAACAGCAAUAACAAUAAACGGUUGUCAAUUGCCGUAUUAUCCAAGAAUAUAACGGACGCCAUAGACCCACAACAAUGGAACAAUUGGCAAAAAGUGCAAAACAGCCCCACAGCUCAUAUACCAUCGCUUCUUAAGUUGAAUAUUAGCAAUCCUAAUGAGCAACACCAAUUAACAGUACAACAGGCACAAGAUUCACUACAAACUAAGUACGCGGAAGUUAAUGUUACCUCAGGCAACGAACUUGAUGCUAACAAACGAAAAAUGCUACCAGCAUGGAUUAGAGAGGGUUUGGAAAAAAUGGAACGGGAAAAGCAACGGCGGCUUGAACGUGAGGUACAUCCGAUUCUGGAUAUUGAGUCUUCAGCAACGGAUUUUAAGCAAGUAUCAAGCCAAACAAUAAGAAAACCUGAUAAUAUCUUGAACAUUUUAAAUGUGGCUAGCGACAGCGAAGAAGAUUUUAACAGCCCUGUAGAAACUGCACACGUGGAAACCAGCAUGGCCCAGCUUAUAGGUAAUAAUAAAUUGAGUAGAUCCAGUAGCAGUGAUGAGGAAAACGAAAAUAGAUGUCAGCGAAGCCAACAACAACAGUCUGUCAAUAAUACUUCAGUUGCACGCACUAGAAACGUUGAAGCAGCGACAAUAACCGGUAAAAGCUACGAAGCAAAACUUGCGAACUUGAUGCUUAUUGUGCGUCGUACACUAACUGAAAUACUUUUGGAAACCACAAAUGAAGAGAUUGCAGCAAUUGCUAACGAAACAAUCGAAGCACACCGCGCCGAAGCGUCAUCAGCCCAAGUGAUUUGCAAAAGCGCCUUGUCCUCAAUUACCGGCAACCUGGGUUUAGCUGCAUAUGGCGAUUCAUCGAGCGAGAGUGAGGAUGAAGAUAAAGGCAAGUAUACCCAUGACUCUGCCACCAAGGAAACAAAUAGAAGCGUUGAGCUUGUCACAGAUGAACUUAAACUGCGAAUACGUAAAAGUAAACGCGCCUUUGAGAAAGUCAUUGAUGAAAUUGAAGAGCGUGUCUCGCAUCAAGCUCAAAUUGAUGAACAGAAUUUGCAGCAGGAUCGCAAGUUGGAAAUGGAACAGGACUACGCUAAGAAGCCUAGACUGAUUAUCGAACAAAGGUUUCAGCCACAGUCUAACGCAGAAUCUUUUUCAACUUCCAAUGCAACAAGCGUUCAUAAUGAUAAGUUGCCGCACUUUAAUGGAAAACGAGCCAGCCGUAAGGAGCGUGUCACACGGUUCAGUGAUAAUAAGGACAGUAAACAUGCGAUAAGUUGUGUAAGUCAGACGAUCACUGCAGGUGCUACCACGCAGAAUAGCAUUUUCCCUCAGGUGAAAAGUGUAGCAAAUUUAGCCAACGACUUGCUGCAGAUACCUCAAUCCAUGGCCACCAUGCUAAACGCUGCGGACAAGGCACUCGACAAGGCUAACAAAUCAUCAAAGAGAAAUCGCAGUCGCCAGUCCUCUUCAUCUUCAACCGACAGCAGCAGGAAGAGCAGCAUCUUAAGUAACGAAAGAAGCAGCAGCUUUAACAGCUCAAAAUCAUACAAGUAUGAUAAACGUAGCGUUGCGAAAAAGUCCAGUCGAUGCAGAGAAAAUAACAAAAAGCAUAGUGGCAACAAGAGUAAACACAGCCAUCAUAGUGGACACAACUGGGACGGUCAUCAAAAGAACAUGGGGCACGAUCGGCAUUCUUAUUAUCAUUACUAUAAUAGCAAACGUGAGCGAAGAGACCGUGAAUCUAGCCAGUCAUGUGACGAAAGUUCAAAUUACGGCAGGCAUGGUACUCGGCAAAGUAGCUCUUGUCGCAGUCACCAGAGGAAUAGAAAUGACAAGAAACGCCGACGAACUCGCUCGCGUUCGAAUUCUUGAAAUACAUACAACUCAACCUAUUCGACAGAUUCCAAACUGCAAGAAAAAAAUCCUCAUUAAAUGACUAAAUAAUAUAUUACUAUAUAAUACAU
Messenger RNA from Drosophila busckii, 2503 nucleotides. RefSeq names its product arginine/serine-rich protein PNISR. NCBI's taxonomy places the organism in Eukaryota, Metazoa, Arthropoda, Insecta, Diptera, Drosophilidae. The transcript is spliced from 9 exons. The coding region runs from base 51 to 2411 and encodes 786 amino acids. The record is from RefSeq and is a predicted model, not a curated record. Gene Ontology annotation, molecular function: RNA binding. Gene Ontology annotation, cellular component: nuclear speck; presynaptic active zone.